GCAGCGGGACGCGAGCGCGCGACCUGGCGUCCCCGCCUCCGCGCUCGUGGCCCGGAUCCGCGGGGCCGCCUCCUCCGCGCUCCCCGGCGCCGCUGGGCUCCCGGGCGGGCGGCAGGUGCAGCGCGGCCGGGCGGCCGGCCAGGCGGGCGCCGCGGCGGCGGGUGGAUGAGAGUUGGCCCCGAUCUCCGCUCAGGGGAGUCUGACCACAAUGUCAAGGUGAAGCAGAGGGGCUCCGUCCUGAACAUGCUGAGGAGGCUGGACAGGAUCAGGUUCAGAGGUCACAAGAGAGACGACUUCCUCGACCUGGCAGAGUCUCCCAACGCCUCGGACACCGAGUGUGGGGAUGACGUCCCCCUGAAGGCGCCUCGGGCCUCGCCCCGGGACAGCGAGGAGCUGAGGGACCCUGCCGGCCCGGGAACCCUCAUCAUGGCUGCAGGCGUCCAGGACUUUAACCGGACGGAGUUCGAUCGACUGAAUGAGAUCAAAGGUCACCUGGAAAUCGCCUUACUGGAGAAACACUUCUUACAGGAGGAGCUUCGGAAGCUGCGAGAGGAAACCAACGCAGAGACGCUGCGGCAGGAGCUGGACCGGGAGCGGCAGCGGCGGAUGGAGCUGGAGCAGAAGGUCCAGGAAGUGCUGAAAGUCAGAACCGAGGAGCAGACAGCCCCGCAGCCUCCGAAAAGCCAGGCCCAGCCCAGUAACGGUGCAGACCGGCGCGGCCAGGGGCUGUGCCCCCGUGUGCAGAAGUGGCUGUACGAGAAGUUCGGGGAGUACGUGGAGGACUUCCGGUUCCAGCCGGAGGAGAGCGCCGUGGAGACGGAGGAGCCCCUCAGCGCCCGCAGGUUAACCGAGAACAUGCGGCGACUAAAGCGCGGUGCCAGGCCUGUUACCAGCUUCGUGAAGAACCUCUCCGCCUUAUCCGACUGGUACUCCGUCUACACGUCUGCCAUUGCCUUCACUGUCUACAUGAACGCCAUCUGGUAUGGCUGGGCCGUGCCCAUGUUCCUGUUUCUGGCCAUUUUGAGGUUGUCCCUCAACUACCUCAUAGCCAGGGGCUGGAGGAUACAGUGGAGCAUUGUGCCGGAAGUGUCCGAAGUGGUGGAGCCUCCGAAGGAGGACCUGACCGUGUCCGAGAAGUUCCAGCUGGUGCUGGACGUCGCCCAGAGAGCGCAGAACCUCUUUGGCAAGAUGGCCGACAUCCUGGAAAAGAUCAAGAACCUGUUCAUGUGGGUGCAGCCGGAGAUCACGCAGAAGCUGUACAUCGCGCUGUGGGCCGCCUUCCUGGCUUCCUGCUUCUUCCCCUACCGCCUGCUGGGGCUCGCCAUGGGACUCUAUGCUGGAAUCAAGUUUUUCCUCAUCGACUUUAUCUUCAAACGCUGCCCAAGGCUUCGAGCCAAGUACGACACCCCCUACAUCGUCUGGAGGAGCCUGCCCACCGACCCCCAGCUCAAAGAGCGCUCCAGCACCGCUGCCAUGCCCCGCAGGCUGCAGACGACCGCCUCUCGGAGCUACGUGUCCAGUGCUCCCGCCGGCCUGAGCAAGGACGAAGAUGCCGGCCGCUUCCACGGCACCAAGAAGGGCAGUUUCCAUGAGAUCUUCAACUUGACAGAGAACGAGCGACCGCUGGCAGUGUGUGAGAACGGCUGGCGCUGCUGCCUGAUCAACCGGGACCGGAAGAUGCCCACGGACUACAUCCGCAAUGGCGUGCUGUACGUGACGGAGAAUUAUCUGUGCUUUGAGAGUUCCAAGUCCGGCUCCUCCAAGAGGAACAAAGUCAUCCGGCUGGCGGACAUCACGGACAUCCAGAAGUACAAGGUCCUCUCUGUCCUCCCGGGGUCCGGCAUGGGGAUUGCCGUGUCGACGCCUUCGACCCAGAAACCGCUGGUGUUCGGCGCCAUGGUGCACAGAGACGAGGCCUUUGAGACCAUCUUCAACCAGUACGCGAAAAUCACGGCGGCAGUGGCGGUGGCCGGUGGCGACAGCUAGGGCCAUCUCUCCGGGGACGCUACAGGGUCUCAGCUGUUCGGUGGCGGGAAGAAGCCAGAUGUCCUGGCAGCCUUUGCGCUAAUGCCCCUCGACCUGAGGUUCUGUGGGGCUGACCCGCAACGUGUCCGGCCCCUCGUGCAGGGUGGGGCCGCGCGGUGGGCGAGGCACGUCCCAGACUGUGGACACGGGGCAGAGGGCACGUCCUCCAGGCCACCAGAGAGGAUGACACGCAGGAUGCGCACCGUCCCAGCCCUCACUGAGCACAGCUGCUGCUCCUGUCCCCGGCCGCUCCUCGGCACCAAAGCCAUAGCUGAAGGGCGUCGCUGAUGCAGGACGGCAGCCCCGUGACCCGGCCCUGUCACCACCCUCCGUCAGCGGGAUGCCGGCCGCGUGUCCUCCCAGUGCUGUCUGGCCGGGGCCCUGCCCAGCCUUGGGGGGGCCCUUGCGCCUCAGGCCGGGGUUGGGCCCACCAUCCACCUGGGCCACCUGCUGUCUGGGCCUGAUGAGCCGGUGCGGGCGCCCGUCACUGGCCUCUGAUUUCAGGUGCAGACUGGCGCAUGGCCGGAGCAGUUUUUCACGCUUUGCUCUCUGGAAAGGCUCGGGAUCGAGUCUGCCCAGGUAUUGGUGGCUCCCGGUGACAGUCGCUGCGGUGAGGCCACCACUGGCCUCGGGGCUCAGCCACCAGUGUUGGUGAGGGGCUCCAGGGCUGGGCAUGGGGAGGUGCAGGGGUGUCCUAGGCCCCUGGUGGUCCCUGCUGCUCAGGCCACUUGGGAGGACCCUGUGGGGCAUGACCGUGAGCCAGGCAUAGAGCUUUGUGUCGGCAGCCAGGCCCCAGCGUUGGGCAGUGUCCCCGCCGUGUCCCCCGCCCACACGCCUGUGGGCAGGACCAGCUUCGCCCCUCAGGUCCCCAGUUCCCCCUGCCCCCUCUGCCCAGGAAGCCACUCUGAUGGAGGUGCCCAGGCUCGGUCCCUUCCGGGACGGGCCUGAAAGCCAGCUCUGUGGUGCAACAGGCCCGUGGCCGAGGCAGAAACGCGGGUGGGUCGCCGAGCUCCCCAUCACGGACCUCGCCGGCCCCUCGGCUCAUCCUGAGUUCUCGGGGGGUCACUGAGGUGGUGGUUUUUUGAAGAAACAGAUUAUAUUUUUUACAGAGAGCGAGCUGUUUUUCUUAUUUUUGUAUCAUUUUUCACGUGUAAUUUUUAUCUUUGCUCCAGUCCCUGCGUGCUGGUUUUGGGGAGAGUGGGGGCGGGGAGGCUGCAGGACCACAUGCGGGGUCCGGGGAGCCACGCCCCCCAGCACACGCCCCGCCCAGUCGGUGAGGUCUGAGGGGACCACAGCGCCCGCAGCUCUCGGGCACCCUGGCCCGGUGGUCGGGGCUCUGUAGGUCCGAAAUGAAGGCAGAGCCCACUCUCGCCCUUGGCUGUGGCUCCCACGUCCAUGCAGGUGGGCCAGCUCUCGGGGGUCCCGCAGAGGCCUCGAUGCACCCAGGGGACCAACCCCAGAGGGAACUCCCGUUCGUGUCCAAGGCAUAGUGGGCCCUGAACUGCCCCCAGGCACGGGCUGUAGGCAGGACCAGCUGCCACGGGGCCCACGUGUGUCAGCAAAGCUGGGGUUCUGUCCCAAGCCCCAGGGGUGGCCUGUGGGUCACAGGACUCGUCGGCUUCAGUAGAGUGAGUGGUCCAGUUGGAGCCCCUUCCAAGAGGAAGGGAGAUGAAGACUCACCACACGACAGCUUGCUGCCAAAGGGCGCAGGGUGGGGGGCGUGGGAAGGGGUCCCCACAUUGCACACUGGGUCAGCGGCAGGAGGGGCCUGGCCCCCGCUGGAGAGAACCUGUCCCUCUACUGAACUGUGUAAACUGUGGGCAGAUAUUUAAUUUCUGUGACUAACCACUGAACUAGAAUGAAUGUUAAAUUUUCACGUCUGAGGCCUGUCUGCUUUGGUCUGCAAAUCGUCAUCACAGUGCGGCCCCAGGCGGCAGUGGGGCCGUGCGGAGUGAAGAGCAGAUGAAAGCCCCCUGUAACACUUUUUAAAGAAAACCUUGUUUGUUUAAAGAAAAAGUCUUGUAUAAAUUAUAAUUUUUAUUUAAGUAAA
Messenger RNA from Artibeus jamaicensis (Jamaican fruit-eating bat), 4075 nucleotides. It is a transcript of the gene GRAMD4, whose product is annotated as GRAM domain containing 4. The record is from RefSeq and is a predicted model, not a curated record. The coding region runs from base 166 to 1986 and encodes 606 amino acids. Gene Ontology annotation, biological process: apoptotic process; negative regulation of toll-like receptor 9 signaling pathway. Lineage: Eukaryota; Metazoa; Chordata; Mammalia; Chiroptera; Phyllostomidae. The transcript has 19 exons.